Drechmeria coniospora is the source of this 2997-nucleotide messenger RNA. RefSeq lists its product as uncharacterized. The record is from RefSeq and is a predicted model, not a curated record. Gene Ontology annotation, molecular function: zinc ion binding. Lineage: Eukaryota; Fungi; Ascomycota; Sordariomycetes; Hypocreales; Ophiocordycipitaceae. The transcript is spliced from 3 exons. Bases 1 to 2997 code for a protein of 998 amino acids.
AUGUCCCAGGCACGCAACGCCUCAGCUCGAUCCAACGCGGGCCUCGACGCACCCGUCACCCUCAAGGUGCUCUACGAUGGCAUCACCCGCCGGGUCAAGAUGCCCCUGCGUGAUAUGGUCCCCGGCUCGCUGGAGAAGCAUGUAUGUGCCACCCCCCCGCUCGCCCCCCCUCCUCCUUUCCCCGACGCCGGAGCCGAGACGGCCGUGCCGACGUUGCUGACGUGCGUCAUGCUCGCCCAGGUGCGAAUAUUCCUGCAUCUCCCCGUCGACACCAAAAUCAUGAUGGAGCGCUUCUCCGACUCGGCCGCCGCCUACGUCCUGCUCGACACGGCCAACCUGCCCGUCUACAAGCAGCUGUUCCGCGCCGCCAAGGCCAAGUCGAAGCUCAAGAUUCGCGUCACCCUCCUGGCCGCCGACGAGAGGACGGCGUCGAGGCCGCCUUCGCUCGCCGACGACGUCCAGUCCUGUCGAGCGCUCGCCUCGGACGCCGCCGCCAAGCCCGUCGUGGCCUUGCCCGCCGCCGCCGCCGCCGCCGCCAAGCCCGAGCUGCCUUCCAAGCUGACCCUGUCCAGCGGCCCUCCUCUGAGGGACAUGGUCUUCGGCGAGAGCAUGGCCGCCUAUCCGGACGGGAGCCUCGCCGACGACGGCGGCCGCGCCGGCGAUGACGUCCCCGCCUACCUCGACUCGGUCGACAACGGCCGCGGCCGCAUCUUGAACGGCUACCUCGAGACGGUCGGCAACGGCAACGGCGGUGCCUUCCCCGACUACCUCGCCACCGUCGAGUCGAGCCGGGCGCCCGCCUACCUCGACGACGCCAACGUCAACGUCAGCGCCUACGCCGUGCACAUCGAGCACUCGCCCGCCGCCAUGUCGCCCGCCGCCUGCGCGGCCGCCGCCGCCACCACCACGGGCACCUACACCUUUUCCACCGUCAGCUCCUCGUCGUGCUCGGCCAACAGCGGCGGCUUCGCCGUCUUCUGCAACCGCUGCGACAAGACCAUCCCCGACGUCCACUACCACUGCUCGACCUGCGACGACGGCGACUUUGACCUCUGCCAGGCCUGCGUCAAGCGCGGCCUGACGUGCCACAACAGCGGUCACUGGCUGAACAAGCGAGCCAUCAAGGACGGUCACAUCGUCAGCAGCACCACCGAGACCCUCCUGCCCAAGCGCAAGGUGCCCUCGCCGGUGCGCGAGGAGCCCGGGCGCGUCGACAAGCCGGCGGGCGCCGCCGCCGUGCCCGACAUGCCCCCCCGCUGCGUCCCGGAUCUCGUCCGCCAGCAAGCCGCCCCGACGAGCCCGCAGAGCAACCGCUGGGCCUGCGUCGGCAACAUGCGAACCUGCAACUGCUGCGUCCAAGAACUUCCCGAGCGCGAGUUCGUGCACUGCACCGCCUGCGAGGAUUACGACCUCUGCCAGCCUUGCUUCGCCCGCGACGCCCACGGCCACCACCCCAAGCACGGCUUCGCCCCCGCCGUCGCCGGCACGAAGCUGGCCGACGCCAUCAUGGCCAAGCUGCUUCCCGGCCGGAACCAGGUCCACCACGCCAUCUGCGACGGAUGUGACAAGCACAUCACGGGCGUCCGCCACAAAUGCCUCGAGUGCCCCGACUGGGACUACUGCGAGGCCUGCGUCGGCAGCGCCCACUUCGUCCACGCCAAGCAUCGCUUCGCGCCCCUGUACGAGCCGCUCGCCGACGUCAACCUCUCGGCCGCGUCGCAGCUCGUCCACCAGGGCAUCUGCUGCGACGGCCCCCUCUGCGCCAUGUCCCAGGUCUACCCCUCGUACAUCCGAGGCGUGCGCUACAAGUGCGCCGUCUGCCACGACCUCGACUUCUGCGCCAACUGCGAGGCCAACCCGUCCAACACGCACAACAAGACGCACCCGCUCAUCAAGUUCAAGACGCCCGUCCGCCACGUGAGCGUCACGACGACGGGCGAGCACCACGACGGCCACCCCCUGCCCGCCAUGGGCGAUUGCGGCGGCGACCUCGCCAAGGCCAUCGAGGCCCUGCGCCUCGUCGGCGUGGCCAACACCAUCAACACGGUCCAGACGGUCCUCGACGUCGAGCCUGAAGCCGGUGGCAAGGUGGCGCCGGCCGAGGCCGAGAGGGAGUCCGAGCCUCGGGCCAAGUCGGACGAGGCGACGAAGCCGGCCGAGCUCGAGUCCGCCAAGCCCGUGGCCGUACCCGUGGCCGCCCCCGUGGCUGUCGAGCCGGUCGUCAAAAUGGAGACGGAGUCGGCGAAGCCGCCCGCGGCCGAGCCCGAGAACAAGGAGGAGGACGCCAAGGCGCCGACCGAGCACGAUCUCACGGCCGUCUUCAUCAAGGACACGGUCAUGGACGGCACCUUCCUCCCGCCAAACCACGAGUUUGCCCAGAGCUGGGUUCUCCGCAACGAGGGGUCCGUCGCCUGGCCCGCCGGCUGCUCCGUCCGCUUCGUCGGCGGAGACUACAUGGGUCACGUCGACUCGGCCCACCCCGCCGGCAUCUCGGACCUCGCCUCGGCCGCCGAGUCGACGGUGUGCUCGGCCGCCCUCGCUCCCGGCCGCGAGGCUUCCUUCACGGCGCGCCUCCGCACGCCCGCCCGCGCCGGCAAGAUCAUCUCGUACUGGCGCCUGACGACGCCCGACGGGUACAAGUUUGGCCAUCGCCUGUGGUGCGAGGUCAACGUCAUCGCCUCGCCCGCGGGGCUCUCGAGGCCCAUCAUCGAAGCCGUGAACCUGCAGCCCGACGACUCGUCCAAGUCUAGCAGCAUCAUGAUCUUCCCCAAGCUCAACAAGGAGCUGCCCGGCGUCGACGUCGCCCAAGGGUCGUCGCCCGACAACGCCGACGACCCUCCCUCGGAGGCGGAAAAGGCCGACGCCGAGGAUGGCCUGGAUGACGAGGAGUGGGACGCCACCGACGACGGCUUCCUGACGGACGAGGAGUACGACAUCCUCGAUGCCUCGGACGAAGAGUAUCUCGAGGACCAGCAGAGGAAGCUUCUCGAGAAGUAA